Messenger RNA from Malassezia sympodialis ATCC 42132, 1683 nucleotides. RefSeq names its product Mannosyltransferase, involved in N-linked glycosylation-like protein (gene ALG9). Bases 1 to 1683 code for a protein of 560 amino acids. Gene Ontology annotation, molecular function: alpha-1,2-mannosyltransferase activity. Gene Ontology annotation, cellular component: endoplasmic reticulum membrane. NCBI's taxonomy places the organism in Eukaryota, Fungi, Basidiomycota, Malasseziomycetes, Malasseziales, Malasseziaceae. Gene Ontology annotation, biological process: protein N-linked glycosylation. The transcript is spliced from 6 exons. The record is from RefSeq and is a predicted model, not a curated record.
AUGCCGUGCAAGGUGGUCCGUGUGGAGGAAGGUGCAGGACGCUCGAAACGCUGGUGGAUGUCGUCGACCGAUCGUCGCGUGCGAAUCGUGGACGCUCCCAUGCUGCUCCAAGACCACCCUAGGCUUGGGACGAGUUGGCGCCCUAGCUGGCGCGCCGCCUUCUUGCUCCUCUUCACGGUGCGAGCGCUGGCGUCGCUGUGGAUGGCCGUGGCCGAUUGCGACGAAGUGUACAACUACUGGGAGCCCGUCCACCUCCUAGCUGGACCACAGACGUCUGACAGGGCAUUCCAGACAUGGGAGUAUGCCCCCCAGUACGCCAUUCGCUCCUGGGCCUACAUUGCGCUGCAUGCGUGGGUCCCGGCACUUGUGAGCCUAGUGCCGCUGCCCCCCUAUGCUGGCUUCUUUGCCCUGCGUCUUGUUCUUGCUGCUGUAUCAAGUGCGUGUGAUACCUUCUUGUACGAUGCCGUGGCGCGCCAUGUCAAUGUGCGCGCGGCAAGCUCUUCUCGCACAUGGCGUGCUACUCUGGCCUUUGCUGUGGGCGCGCUUGGCGGCUGGCCCUUUGGUCUUGUGAUUGCGCUGCCCUAUGUAUGGGAGGAGCUCUUUAUGCGUGGUAGCGACACCAAAUGCGUGCGCAUGCACCGUGCGACGCGCUGGCUGGCUGCGGUCCUAGUGGCUGCGCUGGUGGCUGCCCCGAUGCUGCUCGUCGACUCCCUGGCCUAUGGCCGUGUCGUGCUGGUGCCCUUGAACACGGUGCUCUACAAUGUCAUGGGUCGCGCACGCGGUAUUGGGCCUGAGCUCUAUGGCGUGGAACCACCAUCGUACUAUCUGGUCUCGCUCCUGCUCGCCUUCUCUGUGGUCGUGCCUCUUGCGCUGAUGGCACUACCGGCUGUGAUUGUAUCGGCGCGACUCCUGCCACAGCGCUUCUCGUCGAGUACGGGCUCUCAUGGUGCAUGGCUUCUGGGACUGCGUGUGCUUCCCGUGUAUCUAUGGGUGGCCGUUCUCACCGUGCAGCCGCACAAGGAAGAGCGGUUCAUGUACCCGAUCUACCCUUUGCUGUGUGUGAAUGCUGCCAUUUGCCUGUACUUGUUCCGGGCUGCAACCGAGACGGUGUACCUGCGCCUCACACGCUCGCCGUAUCGGGCCUCCCGGACGGUGCUCUUCUCGUCACUGACACUCGCUCCUCUGCUGCUGGCGGUGGUCCUAGGUGCGAUGCGCACGCUUGCGCUCAUAAACCACUACCGGGCGCCCCUCGACCUGGGCUUGGUUCUCUCUAGGAUGGAGGGCCAGCACCAGGUAUGCUACGGCAAAGAGUGGCACCGCUUUCCGUCGCACUUUUUUGUGGCGCCGUCCACGCGCGUGGACUUUGUCGAGUCCGAAUUUGAUGGCAUCCUCCCCCACCACUUUGCCGCGCAGCCGUCAGCCUUACCUGAAAAGCCCGACGUUUCAGGUGCCCAGCGAGUGCUCGAGCAUGUGGCGUUCGCUUGGCCCUGGGCCUCACUCACUCAGCGUGUUCCCACCACGGUCAACGAGCGGAAUGAGGCAGAGCGCGAUCGAUAUGUCGACCCACGCACCUGCUCCCUGAUGGUGGACGUCGACUUCCCGUGGCGGCCCGCGACGACAUGGGAGCCGCGGACAAAGUGUACGCGACGCUCGCUCGGACGCUAUGGCUGCCGAGUGCGCUGA